AUGGCAACAUUCAGUACAAUUGCUAUGAUUGGCUGUGGAAGCAUGGGUGGUGGCAUGGCACUGCUCUUUGCAGAAGAUGGCGUCCAUGUCUCACUUUCAGAUCCCUCGGACCAGGCCAUGGAUCAAGUCAUUGCAAAGGGCGAAGAGGCUGGAUACAGGGGUAGACUACAAAAAUACAGUGAUUACGACUCACUCUGCAAAUCACUGUCUUCACCGCGCCUGCUUGUCUUUUCUCUACCCCAUGGCAAUGUUGGUGACAAGGUUCUCGAUGGACUGAUGCCUCAUCUCUCCCGCAACGACAUUAUCCUGGACUGUGGCAACGAACACUUUGCCAACACCGAGCGACGACAAGAAAAGGCUAGGAGCACAGGCAUCCACUACAUUGGCUGUGGUGUCAGUGGAGGCUAUCAGGCCGCUAGAGCUGGUCCCUCCAUGUGUCCAGGCGGCGACCGAUCUGCACUCGAACAUGUUUUGCCACUGUUGAAACAUGUGGCAGCAAAAGACAAGAAUGGAAACCCUUGUGUUGGUAUUAUAGGUAAAGGUGGGGCAGGGCACUAUGUAAAGAUGGUACACAAUGGUAUUGAGCACGGCAUGAUGAGUGCCAUCUGUGAGGCGUGGGGCAUGAUGCGCAACAUGGGCAUGGGCUAUGAGCAGAUUGGGAAUGUAUUCAAGGACUGGGACUCGCAAGGUGAACUCAGGAGUACAUUUCUCAUAUCUAUUGGCGCCGACCUCUCGCACAAACAUGAAGAUUCGGAUACAAGCCAGCAAGACACUACUUCGGUAGCGAAAUGUGACAGGAAUCAUCCUCUUGUCAUCUCUGAGGUACUAGACAAGGUAGUUCAGGAUAUCACUGGCGAGGAAGGGACUGGCAUAUGGUCCAACACGGAAGCCAUCGAGCUACACGUCCCAGCAUUCACGCUCAACACAGCCCACGCGCUACGUCUCGCAUCAGCCUACCGUGGCGACCGAGAAAAGGCCAAUAAGAUGUAUGCUGGUGGAUUCCCCCCGGCCAAGCUCGAUAUUCCAAAUCAAAAGGGCUUCAUUGAAGACCUUCGAAAAGCAACCUAUGCCACCUGUCUCGCCAGCUACAUUCAGGGCUUCGACAUCAUCGCCAAAGCCGACCGCGCUCAUGCAUGGAACAUUGACUACUCCCAAGUUUGGCAAAUCUGGCGCGCAGGCUGCAUCAUUCAAGCCGACUACAUCUCUGAUGAGAUUCUUGCUCCGAUUUUACAAUCUAACCCUACAUCUGAAGACCUGAACCUCCACUUCUCAUCUAGAGUCGUAGAAAAUGUACAAAAUUGCUUCCCAGCCCUCCGCCGCGUCGUCGCCAAAGCAGUCGAGACGGAUCAAGUCGCGCCAGCCAUGGCCGCAACACUCGAGUACUUCAAAAUCUCCACGGGCACCGAUUUACCCACGGCGUUUUACGAAGCUGAGUUGGAUUAUUUCGGCAGUCACAUGUUUGACAAGAAGGGUGAUGCAGAUCGGCAGGUCAAGCAGCCGAUGGAGGGGAAACAUCACUUUGAGUGGAAGCCUGCUACGAGUCAGAAGGAGAAAUAUGGUAAGGUUUAUACGGUGUAG
Messenger RNA from Plenodomus lingam JN3, 1578 nucleotides. RefSeq lists its product as uncharacterized. Gene Ontology annotation, cellular component: cytosol. NCBI's taxonomy places the organism in Eukaryota, Fungi, Ascomycota, Dothideomycetes, Pleosporales, Leptosphaeriaceae. The record is from RefSeq and is a predicted model, not a curated record. Gene Ontology annotation, biological process: pentose-phosphate shunt, oxidative branch; pentose-phosphate shunt. Gene Ontology annotation, molecular function: NADP binding; phosphogluconate dehydrogenase (decarboxylating) activity.